Molecule: messenger RNA, 660 nt
Organism: Drosophila elegans
Lineage: Eukaryota; Metazoa; Arthropoda; Insecta; Diptera; Drosophilidae
Gene: Dim1
Product: thioredoxin-like protein 4A
Exons: 2
Coding region: 80-508 (142 amino acids)
Biological process (GO): mRNA splicing, via spliceosome
Cellular component (GO): U5 snRNP; spliceosomal complex; U4/U6 x U5 tri-snRNP complex
Source: RefSeq, a predicted model, not a curated record
UUUGUUCAUCUCUAAUUUCGGAGAUUUUGUUUAUGUUUUAAUUUGCUGCGUUAAAUUGUAAACAAAAUAACUCGCCAAGAUGUCGUACAUGCUUCCACAUUUGCACAAUGGCUGGCAGGUGGACCAGGCCAUUCUCUCCGAGGAAGAUCGCGUGGUGGUUAUACGAUUUGGCCACGAUUGGGACCCCGCCUGCAUGAAAAUGGACGAGGUGAUGUACAGCAUUGCCGAAAAGGUCAAGAAUUUCGCUGUCAUAUAUCUAGUGGAUAUUACGGAGGUCCCAGACUUCAAUAAAAUGUACGAGUUGUACGAUCCCUGCACGGUGAUGUUCUUCUUCCGGAAUAAGCACAUUAUGAUUGAUUUGGGCACGGGAAACAACAACAAGAUCAACUGGCCACUGGAGGACAAGCAGGAGAUGAUCGACAUUGUGGAAACAGUCUACCGAGGAGCUCGAAAAGGUCGUGGUUUGGUGGUAUCCCCCAAGGAUUACUCGACCAAGUACAGAUACUAAAAUGGACAAUUUAGUUUAAUGUAUUUCUUUGUGGUAACAAGGACUACUCAACCAAAUACAGCUUAACUAAUUAACUUUGUUUAAUGUAAGCCCCUCUUUUAGGCCCAACAAAUUUAUAAUCCCAAAUAGAAGCCACUCUUGUCUCUUGGCAA